AUGGUUUAUUUGCUUGCUCACGGUGUGGCAAUAUCAUGGAUGCCGUCGAUCGCGGCCGAUCAGACACCGAGAGAUGCGCUGCAGUCAGAAGCGUCUUUUGCUCCCACUGCACAAUAUCUCAGGGCAUGGCGCGAAUACGUGGAAGAGAUCGACAGAUUUGUGGGAGGCGCUGUCGCUGGUGAUCACUUGGCAAACAAUUUGCUUCAUGAUUUGCGUCGUCGAAGGCAAGAAGGCGAUCCGCUUUACUGGUAUCUUCCAAUUUCUCUAUUGCCGCGUCUUGGACCUGAAGUCUUCUUUUCAGUUCUUCUCAUUGGGUAUUUAUUCACGGAGACAGAAUACUCGCAGCUCGACAAGGUUCAACGGACUAAGGUAACGCCUACUGCUCAAUGA
Messenger RNA from Protomyces lactucae-debilis, 390 nucleotides. RefSeq lists its product as uncharacterized. Lineage: Eukaryota; Fungi; Ascomycota; Taphrinomycetes; Taphrinales; Protomycetaceae. The transcript has a single exon. The record is from RefSeq and is a predicted model, not a curated record. Bases 1 to 390 code for a protein of 129 amino acids.